GUUUUCUGUGGUCGCCCGUUCCGGAGUGCUCUCCCCGUACCUCUCCGCCUCCUCCUACGCCGUGGCCGGUCAGCUCAAGCCGUUGCUGUCCUCCGGGGGGUGACCGCGCACGAGGACAAGGUGCCGCUGGAUGUCCCGAAACCGGCUGACAAGAAGCGGUGCGCCGGGGGGCCCAUCUCCGCUACCGCCCGGAUCAGCGGUCCGUCUUCCAUCCGCUUCCUGCACAGCGAUGUCACGGUCCCGGAAUUCUCCGACUAUCGGCGCCGGGAGGUGGCAGACAGCUGGAAAGUCCUCGCAGCCCAGCGACGAUUAGGCCAAGGAAGUGCUUACUCUUACUGGUCACCGGCAUCACCCACCGCGUGGCCGCGGCCUACAUCGCCAAGAACGUGGUCUCCCAGUUUCGUGUCAGCAUGAGCGCUCGGCCGACGUCCUGCCCAUGUCGAAGAUCGAGGUGAAGCUGUCCGAGAUCCCGGAAAGGGAAGAACGUGUGCUUCCAGUGGCGGGGAAAGCCGCUGUUCAUCCGUCACAGGACGGCCAAGGAGAUCGAGCAGGAGGGCGCCGUGCAGCUGAGCGAUCUUGAGGGACCCCCAACACGAACCUGGACAGGGUGAAGAAACUUCCGAGGUGGUGGUGGCCAUCCUCAUCGGAGUCUGCACUCACCUGGGCUGCGUCCCCAUAGCCAACGCCGGAGAUUUCGGCGGCUAUUACUGCCCGUGUCACGGCUCCCAUUACGAUGCCCCUCCGGGCGGAUCAGGAAGGGCCGGCGUCCGCUGCUGAACCUGGAAGUUCCCGAGUACGAGUUUGCAACCGAGAAGACUUGUAAUAGUUGGUAG
This is a messenger RNA of Staurois parvus, 833 nucleotides long. Lineage: Eukaryota; Metazoa; Chordata; Amphibia; Anura; Ranidae. The record is from the annotation of a GenBank genome assembly.